AUGUCUUCCAACUCACACUCAAACCAUCCACUCUAUGCCUUCCUCCAGUCUGAUCCAAGCAGACACCAAGCAGACCCAGAGAUCAGUGCUGCUCGGGUCCAGGGCACCUCUCCUGCUGAGGACGCCGACUCAGAAAAGAUAGGAGCCGAUCGAGGGCUCAACAAGCAUCUGAUCUCGCUCCUCACAACCGUCCAAGCCCACUCCUCCCAGCUCGAUCAGAUGGUCAAACACCUCAACUCUCUCGUCAGAAGAGUCGAAUCCGUUGAAUCCAUCUUCAGUGAUGGUCAGGAGCAGAUUCAUCAAUCCGUCGCCGAAUUCAGAUCGGACACUGAAAAGAUAGCCAAUCGGCAGCUUGAAGCCGUAUGUUCGCAAGUCGAGCAGCAGAACAACAGUAAAGAUAACCAGGGUCUGCUUCUAGCCAAGCUAGAAAAAGACGUCCAUUAUCUAACCAUUCAAGCUAAUGGAUUAGAGCCGCGUCUGGUUGCCGAGAAGAACGAGUACUUGCAGAGGAUGAGUGCUAUCCAGAAGGAAUUCGAUACCUUGAAUUCAUCACUAGGCCCCAUCUCUCUCAUGGCUCCUCUCCUUCAAGCUUUCCUGGAAUCUCAGCUGCGUUCGUCUUCGAGAUCCAAAGAACAAUUCGAAAAGUCAUUUGCAUGUCAUCACAACUCUCAUAAUGGCCAAGGGGAAAUUUCGGAGAAAACGGUCAUCAGACAUUCCUCAGCGAUCAACAUGGGGCGUUGGAGGGAGGGAAAUUCAACCGAGACUAGCUCCAAGCGGCCAGAAAGACACAAAACUAAGAGGCCAGAUUCUUCCGGUGUCCUGGGCAACGUUUCGGAACCCAGACUCUUGGAUGACGCUAAGAAGAAUGAAGUUAAACAGCCAAUGUAUAUCGGGCCAGAAGAUACCCAAAUGAGUCGCAACCAGGAGACGGAGGAAGUCUCCAGCAAAGUUGAGGCGGAGCAUGAACCAACGACCACACAAGCUAGUGAGAGUCAUUCGAAGGACGAGGUACAAACACGGGCCGACGAGCCGAUUGAGCUUCCGAGGGGCAGAGCCCCAAGCUCUCAUCUUGCCGCGCGGAGAUCGAUGAGCAGAAGGAAGAGCCAAGCAGUACGUCCGAAUUCAACACAACAGGACCCCGGCUCCAUCGACCAUGCCCUCGACCUCCAAAGAGCCCAUUCGAAGAAACGGGCCAGGUCGCGGACUCCUACAGGCCUCGAUCGAGAACACACCGUCCACACCAAGUUGAUUUCAUCUACUCAGCUACGGAGGAUCUCUUCCCAACAGACUACCCACAACCCUGCGAGUUGUACCAUUCUUUCUGAGGAUUGCCAUCAUCAACAAUCGAACCAAGUGAUUGGACAAGCACAAAUCAAUUCAGUUGUCCAUAAGGUUCGUACUCUUCCUUCUUCGAAAAAUCAGGAAUUUAUACACCUAGCUCAAGUUUGA
Puccinia graminis f. sp. tritici CRL 75-36-700-3 is the source of this 1449-nucleotide messenger RNA. RefSeq lists its product as uncharacterized. The transcript is spliced from 5 exons. The coding region runs from base 1 to 1449 and encodes 482 amino acids. NCBI's taxonomy places the organism in Eukaryota, Fungi, Basidiomycota, Pucciniomycetes, Pucciniales, Pucciniaceae. The record is from RefSeq and is a predicted model, not a curated record.